Messenger RNA from Phacochoerus africanus (Common warthog), 18221 nucleotides. It is a transcript of the gene MDN1, whose product is annotated as midasin AAA ATPase 1. Gene Ontology annotation, cellular component: nucleus; preribosome, large subunit precursor. The coding region runs from base 163 to 16962 and encodes 5599 amino acids. The transcript is spliced from 102 exons. Gene Ontology annotation, molecular function: ATP hydrolysis activity; ATP binding. The record is from RefSeq and is a predicted model, not a curated record. Lineage: Eukaryota; Metazoa; Chordata; Mammalia; Artiodactyla; Suidae. Gene Ontology annotation, biological process: ribosomal large subunit assembly; rRNA processing.
CCACGUGUGCUGUUACUCUCUAAGUGCUUGCGGAGCAGCAGCGGCCGCUUUCCCCAGGGGCGUAGUUUGUGAUAGCUCUGGUGCGGAGACUUAAGCAGCUCCCGGGCUCUGAGCGCGAAGCCGGGACUGCCGGUGGCCGCCCAGUGCAGAGGGCCUGCCGUCAUGGAGCACCUCUUGUUGGAGGUGGCGGCUGCGCCGCUGCGGUUAAUCGCUGCCAAGAGCGAGAAGAGCCGCAGCGAGCUGGGCAGGUUCUUGGUCAAGCAGGUGUGGACACCUCAAGAUCGCCAGUGUGUCUUGAGUACCUUAGCACAAUUACUGCUGGAUAAGGACUGUACUGUGCUGGUUGGCCGCCAGCUGCGCCCUCUACUUUUGGAUUUGCUGGAAAGAAAUGCUGAUGCCAUUAAAGCUGGAGGCCAAGUCAACCAUGAUUUACACGAACGGCUCUGUGUGUCAAUGAGCAAACUCAUUGGUAACCAUCCUGACAUCCUCCCGUUUGCCCUGAGGUAUUUCAAGGACACAUCUCCAGUCUUUCAAAGACUCUUCCUAGAGAGUUCAGAUGCAAAUCCAGUGCGGUAUGGGCGCAGGCGGAUGAAGCUCCGGGACCUAAUGGAAGCAGCUUACAAGUUUCUGCAGCAAGAGCAGUCUGUGUUCCGGGAGCUCUGGGACUGGAGUGUGUGUGUCCCUCUCCUCAGAAGCCAUGACACCUUGGUCCGCUGGUACACAGCCAAUUGUCUUGCUUUGGUCACCUGUAUGAAUGAAGAACACAAGUUAUCAUUCCUUAAGAAGAUUUUUAACAGUGAGGAACUGAUCCAUUUCAGAUUGAGGUUGCUCGAAGAGGCCCAGCUGCAGGACUUGGAGAAGGCCUUGGUGUUGGCCAAUCCAGAAGCCUCCCUUUGGCGUAAGGAGAAGGAGCUGCAGUACUUACAAGGACACCUUGUUUCAGCUGACCUCUCCUCCAGGGUGACUGCCGUAUGUGGUGUGGUGCUGCCUGCUCAGCCGCCGGCCCCCAGAGAGCAGGCUGGUAGUAGGAGUUCUUCUCGUGAACAGGAGCUGGCCCUUAGGUCUUAUGUGCUGGUUGAAUCAGUCUGCAAAAAUCUUCAGACCCUGGCUAUGGCAGUGGCUUCUCAGAACGCUGUGUUGUUGGAAGGACCAAUUGGAUGUGGCAAAACUUCCUUAGUUGAACAUUUAGCUGCAAUGACAGGUAGAAGGAAGCCCCCUCAACUUCUCAAAGUCCAGCUCGGAGACCAGACCGACAGUAAGAUGCUGUUGGGAAUGUAUCGCUGCACAGAUGUCCCGGGAGAGUUUGUGUGGCAGCCUGGUACCCUGACACAGGCAGCCACAAAAGGACACUGGGUCCUUCUGGAGGAUAUUGACUAUGCCCCCUUAGACGUGGUUUCUGUGCUGAUUCCUCUCUUGGAGAAUGGAGAGCUUUUGAUUCCUGGCCAAGGUGACUAUGUGAAAGUGGCUCCUGGAUUUCAGUUCUUUGCAACCAGGAGACUCUUGAGCUGUGGAAGAAAUUGGUAUCGCCCACUAAAUAGUCAUGCUACUCUGCUGGACAAAUACUGGACUAAAAUUCACCUGGACAACAUGGAUAAGGCAGAACUGAAUGAGGUUCUUCAAAACAAAUAUCCCAGCUUAUCAGCAGCAACUGAUCACCUGCUUGACAUUUACAUCCAACUUACUGGAGAGAAGCAUCACCCUCUGAGUGAUAGUUCUGUUGGAGGGGAACAGGCACCUGAGGAUGGCUCAGAAGCCAGAAGAGAAAACAAAAGCCUAAGCCUCGAGGGAAGAGAAUUGUCUCUAAGGGAUCUACUGAAUUGGUGUAAUAGGAUUGCCCACAGCUUUGACAGUCUGUCUUCAUCAGCAUCAUUAAAUAUUUUUCAAGAGGCUCUGGACUGUUUCACAGCAAUGCUUUCUAAGCCCAUGAGCAAACUGAAAAUGGCAGAAAUCAUCGGAAGCAAACUGAACAUUUCCAAGAAGAAGGCUGAAUUCUUCUGUCAACUUUAUAAACCAGAGGUCGUGAUCAAUGAGCUAGACGUACAGGUGGGUCGAGUGAGGCUCCUACGGAAACAAAGUGAGGCUGUCCACAUACAGAGGGAGAAGCUCACCUUUGCUGCUACAAGGCCAUCCUCUGUUCUUAUUGAACAGCUUGCGGUGUGUGUUAGCAAAGGGGAGCCCGUGUUGCUGGUGGGAGAGACUGGGACUGGCAAAACCUCCACCGUCCAGUACUUGGCUCACAUCACAGGCCACCGUUUGAGGGUUGUCAAUAUGAAUCAGCAAAGUGACACUGCAGACUUGCUUGGAGGUUACAAACCAGUGGACCACAAGCUUAUUUGGCUACCCUUACGGGAGGCAUUUGAGGAACUCUUUGCUCAGACAUUUUCCAAGAAGCAAAACUUCACAUUCUUGGGACACAUUCAGACCUGUUACAGGCAGAAACGGUGGCAUGAUCUCCUCAGACUAAUGCAGCAUGUGCACAAGUCAGCUGUCAGCAAGGAUGGAAAAAAGAGUGAAACUGGGUCCCUACUAAAAGAGAAAUGGGAAGCAUUUGGUCUUAGACUCAACCAUGCGCAACAGCAGAUGAAGAUGACUGAAAGUGCCCUAUUGUUUGCAUUCGUAGAGGGCACAUUAGCUCAGGCUGUGAAGAAAGGAGAAUGGAUCUUGUUGGAUGAGAUUAAUCUGGCUGCUCCAGAAACAUUAGAAUGUCUGAGUGGUUUACUUGAAGGCUCCUCUGGCUCUCUAGUGUUGCUGGAUCGAGGAGACACAGAACCACUGAUUCGUCAUCCUGACUUCCGUUUAUUUGCAUGUAUGAACCCAGCAACUGAUGUAGGCAAAAGAAAUCUCCCACCAGGAAUAAGAAACAGAUUCACAGAACUUUAUGUAGAAGAAUUGGAAAGUAAAGAAGACUUACAGAUUCUCAUUGUGGAUUAUCUGAAAGGCUUGAGUGUGAACAAGAGCACAGUGCAAGGAAUCAUAACUUUCUACACAGCUGUGCGGAAAGAGUCUGGGACAAAAUUGGUGGACGGGACUGGCCAUAGACCUCACUACAGCCUUCGGACUCUCUGUAGGGCCCUUCGAUUUGCAGCCUCCAAUCCGUGUGGCAGCAUCCAGCGCUCACUCUAUGAGGGCUUUUGUUUGGGUUUCUUAACACAACUUGAUCGGGCAUCACACCCAAUAGUUCAGAAGCUCAUUUGUCAACACAUUGUUUCUGGCAGUGUUAAAAGUCUGCUGAAGCAGCCCAUUCCAGAACCUAAAGGAGGCCGGCUUAUCCAGGUGGAAGGCUACUGGAUUUCGGUGGGGGACAAGGAACCUACAAUAGAUGAGACGUAUAUCCUCACGUCUUCUGUCAAGCUGAAUCUGAGAGACAUAGUCCGAGUAGUCUCUGCAGGAACCUAUCCAGUGCUGAUUCAGGGAGAGACAUCAGUGGGUAAAACCAGCCUGAUCCGGUGGCUGGCUGCAGCUACUGGUAACCACUGUGUGCGUAUUAACAACCACGAACACACGGAUAUUCAGGAGUACAUUGGUUGUUACACAUCCGACUCCUCAGGGAAGCUGGUGUUUAAAGAAGGUGUUCUUAUUGAUGCUAUGAGAAAGGGCUAUUGGAUUAUUUUAGAUGAGUUAAAUUUGGCCCCUACUGAUGUACUGGAGGCAUUGAACAGACUGUUGGAUGAUAACCGUGAAUUGCUCAUCACAGAAACACAAGAAGUUGUUAAAGCACAUCCUCGCUUCAUGCUUUUUGCCACCCAGAAUCCCCCGGGACUUUACGGAGGCAGAAAGGUGCUUUCUAGAGCCUUCAGGAAUCGGUUUGUGGAAUUGCACUUUGAUGAACUGCCUAGUUCUGAGCUGGAAACAAUUUUGCAUAAGCGGUGUAGCCUGCCGCCCUCCUACUGUAACAAGCUGGUCAGAGUCAUGCUGGACCUUCAGUCAUAUCGCAGGGGUUCUUCAGUGUUUGCUGGAAAGCAGGGCUUCAUCACCCUCCGUGAUUUGUUUCGAUGGGCUGAGCGCUACAGGUUGGCUGAGCAGACGGAGAAGGAGUAUGACUGGCUGCAGCACUUGGCCAACGAUGGUUUCAUGCUUCUAGCAGGCCGGGUCAGGAAGCAGGAGGAGGUUCAUGUGAUUCAAGAAGUCCUCGAAAAACAUUUUAAGAAAAAAUUGUGUCCUCAAUCCCUCUUCUCCAAAGAAAAUGUCCUAAAAUUGAUGAGUAAAUUGUCUGUUCAGACAUCCACUUUGGAGUCUAAAUUCAAUCACAUCGUGUGGACUGAGGGCAUGCGGAGACUGGCGAUGCUGGUGGGAAGGGCGUUGGAAUUUGGUGAACCAGUGCUGCUGGUUGGAGACACUGGGUGUGGGAAAACUACUAUCUGUCAGGUAUUUGCAGCCUUGGCAAAUCAGAAAUUAUACUCAGUCAACUGCCACUUGCACAUGGAAACAUCGGACUUCCUUGGGGGGCUGAGGCCAGUGAGGCAAAAGCCAAGUGACAAGGAAGAAAUCGACACAUCAAGGCUCUUUGAGUGGCAUGAUGGGCCUUUGGUUCUGGCCAUGAAGGAGGAUGGCUUUUUCCUCUUGGAUGAGAUCUCACUGGCUGACGACUCUGUCCUGGAAAGACUCAACAGUGUCCUUGAAGUGGAAAAGUCACUGUUGCUAGCUGAAAAAGGCAACCUAGAGAAGGAUAAUGAGGUAGAGCUGUUGACUGCUGGGAAGAAAUUCCGUAUCUUGGCAACCAUGAACCCUGGAGGCGACUUUGGGAAAAAAGAGCUGUCUCCUGCCUUAAGAAACCGUUUUACGGAAAUAUGGUGCCCUCAAGGCACAAGCCGUGAUGAUUUAAUUCAGAUAAUCAGCCGUAAUCUUCGUGCAGGAUUGUCUCUGGGCAGAACAGAUCAUAAAGGAGUUGAUAUAGCUGAGGUGAUGCUGGAUUUCAUUGACUGGCUGACCCACCAGGAGUUUGGCCGGAGGUGUGUGGUCAGUAUCAGAGAUAUCCUGUCCUGGGUUAACUUCAUGAACACAAUGGGGGAGGAAGCUGCUUGGAAGAGGCUGGAGACGGUCUCCACAGUGACGUCUUUUGUCCACGCUGCUUGCCUGGUGUACAUAGAUGGAAUAGGUUCAGGAGUAACUUCCUCUGGGUUUGGUACGGCCCUCUUGGCUCGCAAAGAAUGUCUGAAAUUCCUAAUCAAGAAACUUUCCAAGAUAGUCCGACUUACAGAAAGUCAGAAAAAUGAAUUGAAGAUUUAUGAUAGACUCAAAACCAAAGACUUCACUGGAAUAGAUAAUCUUUGGGGAAUUCAUCCAUUUUUUAUACCAAGGGGACCUGUCUUGCACAGGAAUAAUAUCGCCGACUAUGCACUCAGCGCAGGCACCACAGCUAUGAAUGCCCAGCGGCUCUUAAGAGCUACAAAACUGAACAAACCUAUCCUCCUGGAGGGCUCCCCCGGCGUGGGCAAGACAAGUUUGGUGGGGGCGUUAGCCAAGGCUUCAGGCAACACCCUUGUCCGAAUCAACUUAUCAGAGCAGACGGACAUCACAGACCUGUUUGGAGCAGAUCUACCCGUUGAAGGUGGCAAAGGAGGAGAGUUUGCCUGGCGCGAUGGUCCCUUGCUGGCAGCCCUGAAGGCAGGCCACUGGGUUGUGUUGGAUGAGCUUAACCUGGCUUCUCAAUCGGUCUUGGAAGGACUCAAUGCUUGUUUUGAUCACCGAGGAGAAAUCUAUGUUCCUGAGUUAGGAAUGAGCUUCCAAGUGCAGCAUGAAAAGACAAAGAUUUUCGGGUGUCAGAAUCCCUUUAGACAAGGAGGAGGGAGGAAGGGCUUGCCCAGGUCUUUCCUAAACAGAUUCACUCAGGUCUUUGUAGAUCCCCUUACAGUAAUUGACAUGGAGUUCAUUGCCAGCACUCUGUUUCCAGCCAUUGACAAAAAUAUUGUUAAAAAAAUGGUUGCUUUCAACAACCAAAUCGAUCAUGAAGUGACUGUGGAGAAGAAAUGGGGGCAAAUAGGAGGACCCUGGGAAUUCAACCUCCGGGACCUUUUCCAUUGGUGUCAGUUGAUGCUAGUUGACCAGUCCCCUGGGUGUUAUGAUCCUGGUCAGCAUGUGUUUUUGGUCUAUGGUGAAAGAAUGAGAACCAAGGACGAUAAAGAAAAGGUCAUUGCUGUAUUCAAGCAUGUGUUUAAUACGAACUCCAACCCGUACAUGGGAACCAGACUAUUUCACAUCACUCCCUAUGAUGUUCAGCUGGGGUACUCAGUGCUUUCCCGAGGCAGCUAUGUUCCUCCCCCGACCUGCCGUCCCCUGUUGCUCCUGCACCAGUCUUUGCAGUCUCUGGAGUCAAUAAUGAAGUGUGUACAAAUGAGCUGGAUGGUCAUCCUUGUGGGGCCAGCCUCUGUGGGCAAGACUAGCUUGGUUCAGCUCCUGGCACAUCUUACUGGUCACACGUUAAAGAUCAUGGCCAUGAACAGUGCAAUGGAUACCAUGGAGCUUCUGGGUGGAUUUGAGCAGGUUGAUCUUAUACGGCCGUGGAGGCAGCUCCUGGAGAAGGUGGAAAGUACUGUAAGGGCACUGGUAAGAGACAGCCUUCUCAUCAGUGCUGACGAUGCAGAAAUGGUGUUGCGAGCCUGGAGUCAUUUCCUUCUGACGCAUAAGCCCAGAUGUCUUGGAGAAGGUGGUAAUGGUGUCACAAUGGAGAUUGUCAACAAGCUGGAAGCAGUAUUAUUGCUCAUGCAGCGACUCAAUAAUAAAAUCAACUCAUACUCCAAGGGAGAGUUUGCCAAACUUGUGGAAGAAUUCCGAAGCUUUGGAGUAAAGCUUAUGCAGUCAGCCAGUGGCCGCAGCCAUGGCACGUUCGAAUGGGUUGACAGCAUGUUGGUUCAGGCCCUGAAGUCUGGAGAUUGGCUUUUGAUGGACAAUGUUAACUUCUGCAACCCAUCGGUGCUGGAUCGAUUGAAUGCUUUGCUUGAACCUGGAGGUGUCCUCACUGUCAGUGAGAGAGGAAUGAUGGAUGGAUCCACUCCCACCGUAACACCACAUCCCAAUUUCAGACUUUUUCUCUCAAUGGAUCCUGUUCAUGGAGAAAUAUCCCGAGCUAUGAGGAAUCGUGGACUUGAAAUCUACAUUUCAGGAGAUGGGGACGGGAGCAUCCCAGAUGCCCUGGAUCUGAAGGUCCUGCUGCACAGCCUUGGUUUGGUGGGAGACAGCGUGUGUGACACCCUCUUGGCUUUGCACACAGAGACCCAUAGUGCAGUUCUAGGUUCUCCAGCAUCUUCCAUGUCAACUCUGAUUCAGACAGCCUCCCUCAUUGUGCAGUACCUGCAGCGGGGGCUGAGUUUAGACAGAGCCUUUUCUGAAGCGUGCUCGGAAGCGUAUGUCCGCUCCCAGGCUUCACUAGCAAGCCAGAAGGUUGUGCAGGGUUUAUUGGAGAAACACGUUUCUUCUCUGCGAGCACGUGCAACCUGGGGUAACUCCAUUCUUGCCAUGGGGCUGUGGCCAGAUUCUCUGCCCUCGGCUGUCUUUGCUACAGAAGAUUCUCACCUCUCUAAAGUUCGGGGUGAUGGGCAGGUCUUAGCAUAUUGUCUUAACAGGCUGAGCAUGAAGACAGGCAACUGGGACAGGAUUCAGCCCCUUACCUUGCCAGACUUAGAGAAAAUCAUGCAGUCCUCCCACCCAGAGAGCUUGAAGUUCAGUUCAGUUGAAGUGGAUACUUACUGGAUCGAUGAACCAGCUGCUCUGGCCAUGGCUGUUAAAUUGCUCAUAGAAAGAGCAACCAAUCAAGACUGGAUGCUCAGAGUUAAAUGGCUUUAUCAUUUAGCCAAGAAUAUGCCACAGGGACUUGAGUCGAUACAGAUUCACUUGGAAGCCAAUGCAGCAUCUCUUAGGAAUUUUUACUCAAAUUCUCUCUCAUCUGGGGUCAGUAAUGUCAUCAAAAUAUUACAACCAAAUGUAACAGAUGAAUUUGUGAUCCCUCUGGACCCCCGAUGGAAUAUGCAGGCUUUGGACAUGAUUAGAAAUUCGAUGGACUUUGACCCGCAAACAGACCAGCCUGAGCAGCUCUUUGCCCUUUUGGAGUCUGUUGCAAACAAGACAAUCAUAUAUCUUGACCGGGAAAACCGGAUUUUUACUGAAGCAAAUUUGGUUUCUGUUGUUGGCAAAAAGUUAAGAAAUAGUGUUUUGAGAAUGUCCUUUGAAUUCCACAAAGAUCCAGAGAGCUAUCACAGCCUGCCCCAUGAAAUCGUGGUCAAUCUUGCUGCUUUCUUUGAACUUUGUGAUGCGCUAAUCCUGCUCUGGGCACAGUCCUCCCAGAGCAUGGUGUCUAAUGCCAGUGUCAACAAGAUUUUGGGUUCUGUGCGGUGGCGAGACCGGUUUUGGACUGUGGCCGACACGGUAAAAGUGGAUGCCCCUGGCCUGGCUCUGCUUGCCCUUCACUGGCACUGGGUUUUAAAACAUUUGGUCCAUCAGAUCCCUCAACUCCUGAUGAGCCAUGAAGACAAAUAUUAUAAAGAGGUUCAGACCGUCUCGGAACAUAUUCAGAAUUGCUUAGGGAGUCCAACUGGUGGAUUUACGGGUGUAAAGAAGUUGCAGAAAUUCCUGGGACGACCAUUUCCUUUUAAGGACAAGCUGGUGGUAGAGUGUUUUUCACAACUAAAGGUCUUUAACAAAGCCCUUGUGGUCCAAGAGCGAUUGCCCGCCCUUGGAGAGAGUGGAUGGAGGGAAGAUGUUAGGCGACUCCAAGUGGUUGCUUCCGAAUGGACAUUAAAGAAAAGUCUCCUACAGGCCUGUGGGUUGGUCCUCAGAGCUAAUAUCUUGGAAGAUGUCAGCCCAGAUGAAUUGAAGAAUCUUGUGGAUGCUCAGUGUUUGGAACUAAAAGCCAAAGGAAUUUCACUUGGUUUUCUGGAGAAGAAGCACAGUGACGCUUCCUCCUUAUCUCAGCCUGACUUUACCUCCUUAAUCCACCUCACCAGGAGUGUUCAGCUGUGGCCUGCAAUGGAGUACCUGGCUGUGCUUUGGCAGUACAAAGCAACAGCAGAUUUUAUGACCCAGGCCUGUCUCAGAAGGUCCAGCAAAAACCAGCAGCCCCAGAUAGACGAGGAGCUAAGUCAUCACAUCACGUUUUGUCUUAAGCACACACCGGUUGCUCCCCAGGAGCUUCAAGACCUUUGGGCCUUAGUGCACCAUCAAAAGAUGUCUGCUGAAGAAGUGAUCUCUUUGUGGUCCGAGUUAUUUAAUUCCACGUUUAUGUCUUUCUGGAGCAGUACUGUGACCACAAGUCCAGAGUACUGGCUGACGUGGAGCCCUCUGCCUGGAGUGCAGCAGAGGGAGGUGCCGAAGUCCCUUUUGGACUCUACAUUAAAGGGUCCUGCCAGUCUCAGCAGAGCUGUGUUCUCCAAGUGCUGCUUUGAAGUCCUGACCAGCAGCUGUAGAGCAAGUCCCUGGGAUGUUAGCGGCCUCCCUGUCCUGUCGUCCUCGCACGUCACCCUGGGGGAGUGGGAUGAGAGAGCCCAGCAGCUCCAAGACAUCAGCUUGGUGCUUUGGACCAACAUGGCUGUCCCUUCAGUAGCAGAGUUCAGACGCACAGAUGCCCAGCUCCAGGGGCUGGUGUUGUGCAGGCACCUGGCCGGCCUGGCGGAGCUGCUCCCUGAGCCCCAGCGGCAGGAGUACAUGCAAAAGUGCGAGCAGCUGUUGCUUGGGGACAGCCAGGCCUUCCAGCACGUGGGCCAGACUCUUGGGGACAUGGCCGGCCAGGAGGUGCUACCCCAGGAGCUGCUGUGCCUCUUGCUCACCUCCCUGCACCACUUGUUUGGGGAGGGGGAGGGUAAGCGGGACGUGCCCGAGCCUGCCCGCCGUGGGAGCCUGUGGGUGAGCCUGGGCCUGCUCCAGAUCCAGACCUGGCUUCCCCAGGCACGCUUCGACCCCGCCGUGAAGAGGGAAUACAAGCUCAAGUACGCCAAGGAGGAGCUACACCAGCUGCAGUGUGAGUGGAAGACCCGGAACCUCUCAUGCCAGCUGCAGACCGGAAGAGACCUGGAGGAUGAAGUCCUUCUCAGUCACGCUCAUCCUCACGUCAGAUUGCUUCGCCAGAGAAUUGAUCAGCUGGAGAAUUUAAUCUGCAGCCUGUCUAAGAAGCAGGCCUUCAGGCCCCAGCUGCCCGCGUAUGAGUCCCUGGUACAGGAGAUCCACCACUAUGUCAACAGCAUCGCCAAGGCUCCUGCCAUUCAGGACCUGCUCACGCGGCUCCUGCAGGCCCUCUGCAUGGAUGGACCUCGUGCUGCCCAGGUGGCCCAGAACCUUCUGAAGGAGGAGGCCUCUUGGCAGCAGUCACACCACCAGUUCAGAAAGCGGCUGGCUGAGGAAUACGCCCUGUACCCAGACUCUGUGGCCCCGUUGCAGGCAUCCAUCCUGCAGCUGCAGCAUGGCAUGCGGCUAGUGGCCUGCGAGGUCCAUGCCUCGCUCCAUGGCAGCGUGGUCUGCACUGACAGGCUGGGUACCUUGGCCACAUCCCUGUUAGCUUUCCCAUCAGUGGACCCCACUUUUCCCACCUACUAUGCUCACGCCGAUGCUUUGUGUUCUGUGAAGUCAGAGGAGGUACUCCGUGGCCUUGGGAAGUUGAUCUCCAAGCGCUUGGGAGGGAAGGAGCUGGAAGGCAAGGGCCAGGGGCUCUGCCCUACCCGAGAGCAGCUCCUGCUCAACGCCCUCCUGUACCUGCGGUCCCAUGUGCUGUGCAAGGGGGAGCUGGACCAGCGGGCCCUGCAGCUCUUCAGACACGUGUGUCAGGAAAUCAUCAAUGAGUGGGAUGAACAGGAACGCAUAGCUCAAGAGAAGGCUGAGCAGGAAAGCAGCCUGUACAGAUACAAGAACAGGAACUCCACUACAGCCCUGAGUGAGGAGGAGGAGGAAGAACGGGAGUUCAGGAAGCAGUUUCCGCUGCAUGAAAAGGAUUUUGCAGAUAUUUUGGUAGAACCAACACUAGAGGAGAAGAGGGAACCUUCAGAUGGGCAAGACAAGGAGGCCCCUACAGAUCCGGCCCUCCUGUCCCAGAGCUCAAUGCAGGCGGUGAUGCUCAUACACCAGCAGCUGUGCCUCAGCUUUGCCCGGUCCCUCUGGUACCAGCAGACUCCACCGCCACACGGGACAAAGCACUACCUCAGCCUGUUUCUGUCCUGCUACCAGACGGGGGCAUCUCUUGUGACACACUUCUACCCCCUGAUGGGAGUCGAGCUGAAUGACCAACUCCUCGGCAGCCAACUUUUAGCCUGCACCCUGUCCUAUAACACACUCUUUGGGGAGGCGACCUCAGACCUGAUAGUGAGACCCGAUGGGCCCUAUGACUUCUACCAGCACCCCAAUGUCCCAGAAGCUCGGCAUUGCCAACCUGUGCUUCAAGGCUUCUCAGAGGCUGUCACCCGGCUGCUGCAGGACUGGCCAGAACACCCGGCGCUGGAGCAGCUGCUGGUUGUAAUGGACAGAAUUCGUAGUUUCCCACUUUCCAGCCCCAUCUCAAAGUUCCUGAAUGGCUUAGAGAUCCUUCUGGCAAAGGCACAGGAUUGGGAGGAGAAUGCAAGUCGAGCUCUCUCUCUGCGGAAGCAUCUUGACUUGGUCAGUCAGAUGAUCAUCCGUUGGCGUAAACUGGAACUGAACUGCUGGUCCAUGAGUUUGGACAAUACCAUGAAGCGCCACACUGAGAAAUCCACCAAGCACUGGUUCUCCAUCUAUCAGAUGCUUGAGAAGCACAUGCAGGAACAAACAGAAGAGCAGGAAGAUGACAAACAGAUGACCCUGAUGUUGCUGGUCAGCACAUUACAAGCAUUUAUUGAAGGAUCCUCACUGGGAGAAUUUCACAUACGACUUCAGAUGUUACUGGUUUUCCAUUGUCAUGUCUUGCUGAUGCCGCAAGUUGAAGGAAAAGAUUCACUUUGCAGUGUUCUGUGGAAUUUGUACCAUUAUUACAAACAAUUCUUUGACCGGGUGCAGGCCAAAAUUGUGGAACUUCGUUCCCCCCUGGAAAAAGAGCUUAAGGAAUUUGUUAAGAUAUCCAAGUGGAAUGAUGUCAGCUUCUGGUCUAUUAAACAAUCUGUGGAAAAGACACACAGGACCCUCUUUAAAUUCAUGAAGAAAUUUGAAGCUGUCCUGAGUGAACCCUGCCGGUCAUCCCUGGUGGAGAGUGACAAGGAGGAACAGCUGGACUUUUUGCCAAGGCCAACAGAUGCAGCUGAGAGUGAGACCCCCAUUCAGAGUCUGAACAGGGCACUAAGGGAGACCCUGUUAGCCCGGCCAGCAGCUGCCCAGGCCGUGGUUCUAGAACAAGGUCAGGGCGCCCCUCUCCCCUCCGAGGGGGAGCUUCUGCGUCGCUUGCCGAAGCUGGUGAAACGCAUGAGGAAGGUGUGCCUGGAGCUCAUGGAGGGGAGCCGCCUGCCCCACCUCGUGGAGGGCCUUGACCAGUUCACCGGUCAAGUAAUUUCCUCUGUGAGUGAGUUGCAGAGCUUAAAGGUGGAACCCUCCUCAGAGAAGGAGAAGCAGCGGUCAGAAGCCAAGCAUAUUCUCAUGCAGAAGCAGCGAGCUUUAGCAGACCUCUUUAAACACCUUGCAAAAACUGGUUUGUCAUAUCGCAAAGGUAUUUCCUGGGCCCGUUCCAAAAACCCUCAAGAGAUGCUUCAUCUUCACCCGUUGGACCUCCGGAGCGCAUUGUCUAUAGUCAGCAGCACUCAGGAAGCUGAUUCUAGGCUGCUUACAGAAAUCUCCUCUUCAUGGGAUGGGUGCCAGAAGUAUUUCUAUCGCUCUCUUGCACGGCACGCCAGGCUUAGUGCUGCCUUAGCAGCCCCUGCCAAGGAGAUGGGCACAGGCAACGUGGAGCGGUGUAAAGGUUUUUCGGCACAUUUGAUGAAGGUGCUUAUCCGGCAGCGGCGCUCACUGACCUUGCUGACCGAGCAAUGGAUCCUCCUCAGGAACCUGCUCAGUUGUGUGCAAGAGAUUCAUGGCAGGCUUACGGGGCCGCCUGUCUACCCUGUGGCCUUCCCGCCUCAGGAUGGGGUUCAGCAGUGGACGGAGAGGCUGCAGCACCUGGCCAUGCAGAGCCAGAUCCUGCUUGAGCAGCUCCUCUGGCUCCUCCAGUGCUGCCCCAGUGUGGGGCCGGCUCCAGGCCAAGGUGAUGCCCAGGCACAGAGUCUAGAAGCACCAGAGCUCAAGACAGGGCAGCUUUCUGGAGCAGUGCUGGACCAUAUCCCAUCAGAUCUGAGCUACCCAUCUCCAGUUCCUAGAAAUCAGCUGCCCUCUGGUUGCCGGAUGAGGAAACAAGACCAGCUUUGGCAGCAGUCAACCGAGAGAUUAACAGAGAUGCUGAAAACCAUUAAAACAGUGAAAGCUGAUGUUGAUAAAAUUAGGCAGCAAUCUUGUGAGACUCUCUUUCAUUCUUGGAAAGAUUUUGAAGUUUGCUCUUCUGGGCUGAGUUGCCUGUCCCAGGUAUCAGCUCAUUUGCAAGGCCUAGAGUCCUUGUUCAUUCUUCCAGGGGUUGAGGGUGAGCAAACAGACUCACAAAUGGCAUUAGUAGAGAGUCUGGAAUAUGUAAGAAGAGAGAUCAAUAAAGCCACAGAUGACUUCACUACCUGGAAGAUACAUCUGCUCACCCCAGGUGGCCAAGGAGGAAACCAAGCACUGGAGGAAGGGUUUAUAGAGGAUUUUUCAGAGCAGAUGGAAACUGCCAUCCGGGCCAUCCUGUGUGCCAUCCAGAACUUAGCAGAAAGAAACAGUAAGAAAGCAGAGGAGAACACUGACCAAACAGGACCACAAGAAGAGGAUGAAGCAGCUGGUCUUGGGGGACUGCAGUCAGGACAUCUGAUAAGACUCUUAGAGGAUGACCUCUGGGCCGACGUGAGCACUUUGCAUGUGCAGAAGAUAAUUUCCGCUGUCUCUGAGCUGCUGGAGAGGCUGAAGUCGUAUGGCGAGGAUGGCACAGCAGCAAAGCACAUGCUCUUCACCCAGGCCUGCUGCUUGUUGGUGCGCCUGCUGCCCAUGCUCUCCAGGUACUCAGACCUUGUCCUCUUCUUCCUGACCGUGUCUCUGGCAACUCACCGAAGCUCUGCAAAGCUGCUCGCUGUGCUUGCCCAGAUCUUCAUGGAGCUGGCCCAGAAGGGAUUUUGCUUGCCCAAAGAAUUUAUGGAAGAUUCAGCAGGAGAGGGAGCUACCGAGUUCCAUGACUAUGAGGGCGGUGGGAUUGGAGAAGGCGAGGGCAUGAAGGAUGUGAGUGACCAGAUAGAAAAUGAAGAACAGGCAGAAGAUACAUUUCAGAAGGGUCAAGAAAAGGAUAAAGAAGAUCCUGACUCAAAACCAGACAUUAAGGGCGAGGACAAUGCCAUUGAGAUGUCAGAAGACUUUGAUGGGAAAAUGCAUGAUGGAGAGCUUGAGGAACAAGAAGAAGAUGAUGAGAAAUCAGACAGUGAGGACAGAGACCUGGAUAAACAGAUGGGCGAUCUGAAUGGUGAGGAAGCUGACAAACUAGAUGAGAGGCUUUGGGGUGAUGACGACGAUGAGGAAGAUGAGGAAGAGGACAGUACAAUUGAAGAAACAGGACCAGGAAUGGAUGAGGAAGAUUCUGAACUUGUUGCUAAAGACGACAACUUAGAUGCUGGGAAGUCAGACAGAGAUAAAAACCAGAAAGAUAAGAAAGAAGAAAAGGAAGAAGCAGAAGCUGAUGAUGAGGGACAAGGCCAAGACGAAAUCAAUGAACAAAUAGAUGAGAGAGAAUAUGAUGAGAAUGAGGUGGAUCCUUACCAUGGCAAUCAGGAAAAGCUGCCCGAACCUGAAGCCUUGGACCUUCCAGAUGACUUGAACCUAGACAGUGAAGACAAGAACAAUGAUGAAGACACAGACCAUGAAGAAGAAGAAGAGAAUCCUUUGGAAAUUAAAGAAGAACCAGUGCAUACUGAAGAAGCUGGUCAUGAAGCUGAGGAAAUAAACAAAGAGACUGAGGCUGACCAGAAUGAAGGUCAGGGUCAGCAGGAGCCUGAGCAAGGCUCCAGUGAAGCUGACCAGGGGGAGGGAGAGGGAGAGGAAGAGAUGGACACAGGAGCUGAUGACCAAGACAAGGAUGCUGGCCAGCAUCCUGAAGAGAACCCAGAGGAGGAGCAACAGUCAUCAGAGGACAAGGACGCCAGUGAGGAAAGUACAGAGGGCAAUGUCCCUGUUGACCAAGGCCUCCGGCCUCAGGAGCAGGAAAAAGAGGAAGAAGGGGAGAACCUGGACAUGGAGGAGCAGGUGCCAGAGGCUACGGAGAGGAAAGAGCACGACUCCUGCGGGCAGACGGGCUUGGAAAGUGUGCAGAGCACACAGGCUGUGGAACUGGCCGGGGCCGCACCUGAGACGGAGCAGGGGAAGGAGGAACACGGGAGUGGAGCUGCAGAUGCGAACCAGGUGGAAGGCCACGAAUCCAACUUCAUCGCCAGGCUGGCCUCCCAGAAAAACACCAGGAAAAACACACAGAGUUUUAAGAGGAAGCCUGGGCAGGCCGACAAUGAACGCUCCAUGGGUGAUCACAACGAGCAUGUGCAUAAGAGGCUGAGGACCGUGGACACAGACAGCCACACUGAGCAGGACCCCACCCUGCCCCAGCCCCAGCCCCAGCCCCGGGUGGAGGAGGCAGAAGCCUUUGAGCACAUUAAACAAGGCAGUGAGCCGUAUGACGCGCAGACCUAUGAUGUGGCCAGUACAGAGCAGCAGCAGCAGUCUGCAAAGGACUCCAGCAAGGCUCAAGAGGAGGAGGCGCUAGAGGAUACCUCCAUGGACACGGAGGAGCAGGAGGAGCUCAGAGCAGUAGACGCAGAGCAGCUGAAGCCAGAGGAGGUCAAGGCGGGGACCACGGCACCUCCAGGCUCUGAAGAGGUGGAGAUGGAGACCCAGACUAUUAAGACAGAGGAGGACCAAGACCCCAGGACAGACACAUCCCACAAGGAGACAGAGAGUGAGAAACAAGAGAGAAGCCGAGAUUCGACCAUUCAUACAGCUCAUCAGUUGCUUGCGGACACAAUUUUCCAACCUUUCUUGAAAGAUGUCAGUGAGCUAAGACAGGAGCUGGAGAGACAGCUGGAAACAUGGCAGCCACAUGAAUCUGGAAACCCGGAAGAAGAGAAGGCCGCAGCUGAGAUGUGGCAGAAUUACCUGGUCUUAACUGCGCCUCUUUCACAACAGUUGUGUGAACAGCUUCGUCUUAUAUUAGAGCCUACCCAGGCAGCCAAACUGAAAGGAGACUAUCGAACUGGGAAGCGACUGAACAUGCGGAAGGUCAUUCCAUACAUCGCCAGUCAGUUUCGGAAAGACAAGAUUUGGCUUCGAAGGACCAAGCCCAGUAAACGCCAGUAUCAGAUCUGUUUGGCUAUCGAUGACUCUUCCAGCAUGGUAGACAACCACACCAAGCAGCUCGCCUUUGAAUCUUUGGCUGUGAUUGGAAAUGCCCUAACUCUUCUGGAAGUGGGUCAGAUUGCCGUGUGCAGUUUUGGAGAGUCCGUAAAGCUGUUACACCCGUUCCAUGAGCAGUUCAGUGAUUACUCAGGGUCCCAGAUUCUGCGACUCUGCAAAUUCCAACAAAAGAAAACCAAGAUUGCUCAGUUUCUAGAGUCUGCAGCCAACAUGUUUGCCGCUGCUCAGCAACUCUCACACAACAUGAGUCCAGAAACUGCGCAGCUCCUCCUCGUGGUCUCUGACGGACGCGGCCUUUUCCUUGAGGGCAAAGACCGGGUCCUGGCAGCAGUUCAGGCCGCCCGGAACGCCAACAUCUUCGUCAUUUUUGUGGUGUUGGACAAUCCCAGUUCACGGGAUUCAAUCUUGGACAUUAAGGUACCGAUAUUUAAAGGGCCUGGAGAGAUGCCUGAAAUUCGGUCUUACAUGGAAGAGUUCCCAUUCCCGUUCUACAUAAUUCUCCGAGACGUGAACGCGCUUCCCGAGACGCUCAGCGAUGCACUCAGGCAGUGGUUUGAGCUGGUGACAGCCUCUGACCACCCAUAGAACAGAACAUGGUCCUAAGUGAGACUUGUAACUGUGCUCAGAGGUCACACUGCUUGCCAGGUGCUCCCAUUUGGACAACUGUUUCUGAACUCCCAGCUCUAAACUGGUAUUUUAUCUUCAACCUGAUUUAUGAACAUUCACCUAACAGCUUCUAAAAACUUUACCGCAGCGUACAUUGUUUUCCAGUAUGAUCUCAGAGCCUAGAGGAAGCCAGUGCUCCCUUGCUAUGCCCGGGCUCCAGUCAUUGUAACAAACCUGGGACAGUGAAGUAGCAGCAGCGGCAGGUGCCUGGCCCGAGAGGAGGCUGCACCCCAGCCGUGGGGCCCAGCUGCCUGCCUUCCCUCAUGGGGACCCUGGACACCACCCUGAAGAGAUGCUGCAGGAGCACAGCACCAACCCAGUCCUCUGGACGAAGGACUAAAGGGAACUUGCCUUUUGACCCCACUCUGAGGGAUCAAGGCAAGCUUGGCCUUGCCAAGCCCAUAUUAUGCACCCAAAAGCUGUCAAGUGGCUGAGAUGGCUGUUUUCCAGACUCUGAGUGUAUUUUCUAACUGUAUUGCUUGUGAAAGGAACUGCCUUUUUUUUGAGGGUAGGAGUGUGCUCAUAAACUAACCCCAUAUCGUGGAAGCCCAGAUCAUCAGCAAAUGAUCCCUGGGCUGGGUACAAAGGAAGUGGCUUCUCAGUGUCCUCCACGUUUGCUGCUUCGGGAGACUAUGCAAUGAUGGAAAGGUGAUUUGCCCUGUUUAUUUCAUCCUCUCGGGGCCACCGUUCCUGUUGUUGUAGUAAUUUAAUUUAUUUCUUUAGUUCAUUUUUUUUCUUAACAGUUAAGAGGAAGAACCCUUCCUUACACUGCUUUCAAGCUGAACUGAGCCAAUCUCAUUCUGGAAAAGAAGUGCUGUAUCCAGAAGAACUAAGCAGCUGCUGCUUUUUCCCAGUCAAAACACAUCAAUGGUUUUUAGGCAGUUUUUAUUUGGCCAAAAGACAGUGCUUGAAUACUUGAAACUGUGUGCUUUUAUUUAAGUUCUGACUGUCCAAAUGUUCUUUUGUAGACAACCUGCCAUGAUGCAAUCGUCUGUCCCCAAGUCUGUUAUCAAGUUACACUGUGAAGUGUGCCACCCUUUUGAGGUGGCUCUCAAGACACAGAUUGCUUGUUGUUUAACCAAGUGUCCUAAGCAUGUACCUGAAGUUAUAUCAUUUUUUAUUCUAAAAAGCUAUGCAGCUUAUACUCGGAAAAUUAUUAAAAAAUAUAUCACUGUUGA